GUCCUGCCGAGUGUAUCACGCACUAUUGCUUCUAACACGAUUUAAGCACAGAGCAUCGGUGACGCGCGAUGAGCAGUCUUGUUGGAUCACAGGCGGCAAGUCAACAAGAGAAGAAAAGAACACCAAAAUGCGCUCGUUGCAGAAACCAUGGCUUUGACUCCAUUUUAAAAGGCCACAAAGGCUUCUGUCGUUGGAGAGACUGUCUUUGCCCAAAGUGCAUGUUGAUAGCUGAACGACAGCGAGUGCUAGCAGCUCAGGUUGCCUUGCGGAGACAGCAAAUGCAAGAAUUUCGUGAUCCCUUACCGCCAGGAGACUUAUUCACUGCUCUUGCAAGACAAGAAGGAGGCAACGAGGAAUAUUGCACUACAAGUCCAGUAGAUAAUAGUCAAGAAAACGAAAGUAGUGAAAUAACCGUGUCCAGUCAAGAUCUUGAAGUGAAACGAGAGACGCAGUCACCCGUUGAGAACAGACGAUCUCCCAUUGAACGUGAAAACACGACGGAUGAAUCGACCUCAAAUGAAUUGCCCAGUUCUGUUCCAUCCGACUACAACAAACUAGCUCCAACGCAGAAUUUUUUCAAUCGUGAAAUGUGCCCAAGCAACUGCACAUGCUCCGCAUUUCGUCCAUUUAAUGCUCCCCCUUUUCAAGAUCUUAAGCGAAGGCUAUUUUCGGAUACAAUUCACGAUGACACAGUCCAUUCCCAAGAUAUCACAUACCCUGGUGAACGGUCUUAUGCUGAGAAAAAACGACGACUUUACGACUACGAAGUCUUCAACCGAGUUCCAAUUGCAGCACCUUCGGCGGCACUUCGGAGUUUUCCGGCUAGACAUCGGCUAUCAAAUACUGAACUACUGUUGCGCAUUUUUCCCAAAAUGAAAGUGAAUGUUUUACAAUUAAUCCUGCAAGCUUGCCGUGGAGAUGUGAUUCAAGCCAUAGAACAAAUAUUAAAUAAAUAUAAGCCUGAUACAAUAAAUCAUUUCGCUUCAGCACAUCUUACUGCUUUACAAGGACAUGAACUUUCUAAGGAUUUCCACUUGCGACCAGAGACGUUUAAUUUUCCGCGAAAUGACAGUUUCUUCCCAGGAUUCCCCAGCCCUGCGUUCUCCCCAAUAAGCGUUUAUCCUAAAUACCAACUACCGGUUGCACCGUAUCCACUGCGAGCAAAAUAUCAUGAAGAUACCGCUGGUCCACGUAUACAGCCAUACCCUAUGGAAUCGCGUGAUUACGUCACUCGUGGUUCAGCUCCGCCACUUAGCGCAAAAAGCGACGAAGAAAACGACAAAAACGAGGCGAAAGAUGACAGCAAUUAAUGUGAAUCAAAGUGAUUUUUUGUAAAUAUUAAUAUCUAAACUGUAAAUAAAAUGUAUCAAAAUACAAUAAAAUUAACAUCUUCAACACCACUUUAUUUAUGUUGAAUUAAUGUAUUACACAAAAUCGCUUUCGAU
Messenger RNA from Dendronephthya gigantea, 1445 nucleotides. RefSeq names its product doublesex and mab-3 related transcription factor 3, truncated-like. The record is from RefSeq and is a predicted model, not a curated record. Gene Ontology annotation, biological process: sex differentiation; regulation of transcription by RNA polymerase II. Bases 69 to 1310 code for a protein of 413 amino acids. NCBI's taxonomy places the organism in Eukaryota, Metazoa, Cnidaria, Anthozoa, Malacalcyonacea, Nephtheidae. The transcript is spliced from 4 exons. Gene Ontology annotation, molecular function: DNA-binding transcription factor activity, RNA polymerase II-specific; protein binding; RNA polymerase II cis-regulatory region sequence-specific DNA binding. Gene Ontology annotation, cellular component: nucleus.